CAUAGUAAAAUUACUAUCCCUCUGCUAUUUGGAGUUUCAACCUCAAAAUACAUUUCUCUUUCCCUAUUUUUCUAGCGAUACAAAUGUUAUUCUAUUGUCAAUGAAACACAGAACCACAACUCAGGCUGACAAUGAUUCAGGCACACUGAGGUCCAAUGGUUACAGUGUUCGACACAUGUGCCGUGGUAUGUGGGUUCGAACCCUGACAGAGAACAUGGUGCUUGUGUUCUUGGGCAAGACACUCUUACUACGACCAUUUGCCAACUCGACUGGAACCAUCUCGACGGUUAACCAACUGAACCAACUCGACCGAUGUACUAACUCGACCAUUGUGCAUUCAAUUGGAAAAGUCCAGUCAUCCGUUGUCCAACUCGUCCUUUGUAAAAGUACCAGGACUUUUAAACAAUCUGAUUAUAUGAGUAAAAUAUUAGGCCUACUACAAUAAAUAUUUUAAAUAUAAUAUUUAUUAAAAAAAAUUCACUAAUUAAAAAGGGCUUAAUUAGGAAAAAAGCAUCACUAACCUGAUGCCAUGUAAAACAAUACGUAUUCUGGAAUAACGAUUAAAAUUAUACAUGACAUGUACAUGUAUAAUGAUGUUAAAAAAAAAAAAGUACAAGGACUUAACAAAAUGAUAAUUAUAAGAAGCCCUUUGAUUUCAGUAAAUUUACAUUGUGGUCAACCAGAGCUGGUCAACAAGUUGUGUAUUUUGAGCAUCUUGACAUUCUCCAACUUAUGUUGGACAGCAAAGGACAUUUGCAGUUCUGAGGUUGAGUGGAUAGAACACUGACCCUCUUCCAUCAUGUUGGCAGUCAUGGCUUUGUGCUUUCUGCUCAUCAAAGCAGCAACUUGUGAGAUGCAAGUGGGAUCCGACGGCAUCGAAAAGGCUAACUUGGGAUCCUACAUGCUGAAUUUGGCAUGCAACGAUGCUGGGACUGAAUGCAUGAAAUGCUUCACUGUUCACAAGUUCGGACGACCAUAUCUGUAUACAUUUCAAGUUUCCAAGGAGUGGGACCACUCUGCUAACUAUCACUUCACUACCACUACCGCGUUACAGAAUUGGGAUUUAACUUUUACGCAGGGAGAGCCCAACGAACCAUUUCACAACUGCUACUAUUUAGCCUCCACCUAUGAGAUGGAAAUACACAGUGCUUGGGAUGGCAAGUUGUGCGCACACAACAACUUCUCUGGUGUGUCUGUGCCAGCCGAAUGCGGCCAACCUGUAGCCUUGGUGUCAGUAGUGAACCACCUUGCAGACGAGGCGAUGCGGGGACAGCAGGUGCUCUACUGCAUGCCCAAAGGCUCAGAUUAACAGUCAGGUCCAUCACAAGUUAAACUUACAUCACAAGACAAGGCCACAAGUAGCAACAAACGAUGACGUACUCUCCACAUUCUUCCACAAUUUAUUUGUCUCCUAAAUUUUUUUUAACUUGUGUGUUUCAUUGACUGCAACCCUCAGAAUAAAAAAGGCAUUUAUUGAGGGCUGCAGUAAAACAGAAUGGCUGUUUGAGUAGAUUGGUUCCUGGUCCCUACAUUAUCGAUACUGAUAGGGAGUUGGGGACUGAAUUAGCUACAUGGCCUUAUGUAAUUCAAAUUUUGUGAAAUAAUUAUUCCAUAACUUAACGUGGGCCACUGUUUCAAGCAAACCUCAGUGCCUGUUGUGAAUUGAUAGGAAAAUAGCAAUUGGAAAUGAAAAUUUAACUUUUGGUAGUGGAACUUGAAAAUAGCAGGAAGAGUAGGCCCUGAAAUGUUCAAUUUCGAUUGAAUUUAGUUUUCAGGUGGAGGACGUUUGGUGGAGGAAUUUUUGUUCAAAACUCUAUUAUUUCUAAAUUAAGCACAAAGCAUAAAAAAUGUUGCAUACUGUUUAAGUAUAUAGGCCAAUAAAUGCACCUUUAUUCUAGUUUCAAGCAGACAUUUAAAUUAUUUGACUGGAUGUGGAAUACAACUCUGUGAGAACUUUUAUGUAACGUACAAGGGGUCAUUCACUAAUAAAUUUGUUGCAAUGGUAAAAAGAAAUUGAUGUCUAAGCUCUGUAUUAUUCUCUCCGAUUCACAAC
Patiria miniata (bat star) is the source of this 2053-nucleotide messenger RNA. RefSeq lists its product as uncharacterized. The coding region runs from base 800 to 1309 and encodes 169 amino acids. NCBI's taxonomy places the organism in Eukaryota, Metazoa, Echinodermata, Asteroidea, Valvatida, Asterinidae. The transcript has 4 exons. The record is from RefSeq and is a predicted model, not a curated record.